GCGUCGCGGGCCCCAGGGGCGGAGCCGGAAGUGGAGCGCUGCGGUCUCUACCUCUGUGUUCCGAGAGCCGGACGUUCCUCGGAUCUGUUCCUGGUCCCGGCCCAAGUCACAGCCUGAUUCCGGGAGACCGGAGCCCUCAGCCUGGGCGGGGCGGCGCGGGACGGAAGGACGCCAUCGCGGCCUCGGCCAUGGAGGCUCCCGCGCCGUCCCUCACGGAGGAGGACCUGACCGAAGUGAAGAAGGACGCUUUAGAAAAUUUACGUGUUUACCUGUGUGAGAAAAUCAUAGCUGAAAGACAUUUUGAUCAUCUACGUGCAAAAAAAAUACUCAGCAGAGAAGACACGGAAGAAAUUUCUUGCAGAACUUCAAGUAGGAAAAGGGCUGGGAAGUUGUUAGACUACUUACAGGAAAACCCCAAGGGGCUGGACACCCUCGUGGAAUCCAUUCGAAGGGAGAAAACACAGAACUUCCUCAUUCAGAAGAUAACGGACGAAGUGCUCAAGCUGCGGAAUGUAAAGCUGGAGCAUCUCAAAGGCUUGAAAUGCAGCAGCUGUGAGCCGUUUGCAGCUGGAGCCACCAACAACCUGUCUAGGUCCAACUCAGACGAGAGUAAUUUCUCUGAGAAACAGAGAGCUUCCAGCAUCAUGUACCAUCCCGAAGGGGAAUCUAGCACAGCGCCCUUCUUCUCUACUGCAUCUUCUCUGAAUUUGCCAGUCCUGGAAGUUGGCAGAACUGAAAACAGCAGCUUCUCUUCAGCCACACUUCCUCGACCUGGGGACCCUGGGGCCCCGCCUUUGCCCGCAGAGCUGAGGUUGGAAGAAGGAGGAAGUUGUGGAAACUCAAGUGAGAUGUUUCUCCCUUUACGGUCACGUGCUCUUUCACGCCAGUGACACUUCACUGCCUAGUUUUUUAAUAGUGAUAAAAAAUGUUGUAAACGGUAUUGUAAUCUUUUAUAAAAACCACUGUGAUAGUUCACGCACAUUUGAUACAUGUCUUUUAAAUCACAGUGAACACAUUCUCUGUAAAUAGGAUUUGUUAGAGCAAAGCACACUAGGUAUAAAUCAUGGUCUCAUAUACUUUUCAAUAUUGUCCUUUUGCUGUUUUUUAGGUGUCUUAGAAUUUUGAACUUUUGAUAUUAUAAGAGUAAUUUUAUCAGAAUAUAUCUCAAUUUCAGAAAUCUACUUGUGAGCUGAGAAUAAUGUUUCUUAGCUUAUUAAUGCUAAAGUUUUCAAUCUGACCUUUUCUCCCAAUGAUCUGGCAGUACCUUGUAGCAGAAAGCUUCCCUGACUCGAAGUAAAGCCAGGCACUGGGAGGGCUGCUGACACUAAGGAGACUCCCACUCCUUGGUUCUCAAGAAACACCUGAUGAUGCUGAGCCACCUGUGACCUCAGUUGGCCAAAAUUGGUUUUAUACUAACUUGCCAGGUGAUGGGACUGUCUUUGCAUUUUACAGUCUGUGUCAUCAUUCUAAUCCCUGAAGAAUAUUAUCCUGUUAGGAUAUUACUUGUAAUUAAUUGAUAAUAUUUGUAAUUGAUUAGAAAUACUUCCUCUGAGCCUUUCAUUCUUUUUCGGUGAACACUGCUAUAUGGAUAAAGUGACUAGAGCAAUUGAUUUUAGAAUGUGUGACAGUUUUGUUUUUUACAUUUUCAUCAAGCAGCCACUAGCUACAUCUGUGUUUAUUGUAUUACAAAGUUUGACUAACUUUAUACCUUUUAAAAAAUGAUUUUUUAGUUAAAUUAUAAUUUUACCUAUUUCUUGACAUCCACCUCUGUAUUUCUAUUAUUUAAGAAUUAAAAAAUGAAAAUUGC
Molecule: messenger RNA, 1807 nt
Organism: Psammomys obesus (fat sand rat)
Lineage: Eukaryota; Metazoa; Chordata; Mammalia; Rodentia; Muridae
Gene: Bcl10
Product: BCL10 immune signaling adaptor
Exons: 3
Coding region: 189-890 (233 amino acids)
Biological process (GO): apoptotic process; positive regulation of extrinsic apoptotic signaling pathway; adaptive immune response
Cellular component (GO): CBM complex; cytosol
Molecular function (GO): transcription coactivator activity; kinase activator activity; NF-kappaB binding
Source: RefSeq, a predicted model, not a curated record